This is a messenger RNA of Plectropomus leopardus (leopard coralgrouper), 676 nucleotides long. The record is from RefSeq and is a predicted model, not a curated record. Lineage: Eukaryota; Metazoa; Chordata; Actinopteri; Perciformes; Serranidae.
CCCUCACACAAGUAACCCCGCCUACUUCAGACAGGUAACGUCCUCACAGGUGCGUCCGUCCGUCAGACCUCAGCUGUUGGACUCUCCUCAGAGGACGACCCCGGCUCCUGUUGACGCUCCGCCCUGUGGCGCCCCCUGCAGGUGAAUGACCAGGUGUGUCGUUUCAGGUGCAGGCGGGGACACGGAGUCGGUGAGCGUGCAGCGCUGCCAGCAGGUCGCCAACGAGCUGAGACAGGCGGCGAGACGAGCCGUGCGUCUCCACCAGCAGCUCGGCGUGUGCGGCGGCGGUUCGGAGCGGCGUCUUCAGAUGGCGGCCGUCCUGCAGGGGGCGUUUGAAGUCGUUCACUCGGAGCUUCAGGCGGCACUGCGGGGAGGAGACGGGCGGGGCAGCGCCGUCCCCUCUGGACGCCUGGAGGACGACGGGACGAUGUCUCUGCUGGAGAAAUACUCGGAGCUGCUGGUCCAGAUGACCCAGAACAAACUGAACCGCAUCUGAACCAGGACGCGCCGCCGUCGCGGCUCAGUCCGGAGGCUUGAUUUGAUCAUUAGUGUUAAAUUUAAUGCACCUUACGUUUGUUUUUUAAGGCGGCAAAAUGUGCUUUAAAUCACGAUCACUGUUUGUACAUAAACUAGUUUGAUAUAUUUCUUAAUAAUAAAGGUUUGACGUACAGUUUAA